Molecule: messenger RNA, 3236 nt
Organism: Hevea brasiliensis (rubber tree)
Lineage: Eukaryota; Viridiplantae; Streptophyta; Magnoliopsida; Malpighiales; Euphorbiaceae
Exons: 9
Coding region: 268-2739 (823 amino acids)
Cellular component (GO): nucleus
Molecular function (GO): zinc ion binding; protein binding; histone methyltransferase activity
Source: RefSeq, a predicted model, not a curated record
CUCGUAAAGCAUGAGAUCGCUGGAGAGUGAGUACGUGCUUGGUCUUCACUAAUCACUAUUCACUGUAUUCUUCUUUCCUCAUCUUCCCGCCGGGUCUCGGCCGUUUUUAAAUGUCCUAGUUCAUAAACCCUAGAUUCUCAAGCCCACCUUCUCUCUUCUAUCUAUCCAAAUCCAACUCCGCCUUAAAAUUUUCGUCGGGAAUCGCGCUUCAUCUGAGGCUCUCUUCUCAGGCUAGAAGCUAAUGAAUUUUGAUCUUGGAAUCAAUUGAUGGGUAGAGUGUAUAAUGGAAGCAAUAAUUCCACCAAAACUUCUGAAGAGCAAGAAACUCGAACGAAAGUACUUGAAUUUUUGGUGACAAAGAAUUUUGCUCAAAAAAUUCAAAAGAUAAGGUCCAAGGGGUUUCUUUUGGAGCGACGAGUUAGCCCAAGACUUAAAAACAUACCCAAAGAUAAAAGACCAUAUUAUGGCUGCAAUCAAACGAGGCAAUUAUGUGGCAGCGGAAAAACUGAAGAUGAUGAUGAGAAGACGCAAAUUGAUUCUCCUGAAGAUAGUGCUGGCACCAACAAAGAUAAAGUUGGCAUUAAUGCAAGAAAGAACCUCUCUCAGCAUGUUCCAAAGAAAAGAUCAGAGGGGGUUUUCUUGGAGCGAAGAGUUAGCCCUAGGCUUAAAGAUAUAUCUGCAGACAAAAGACCAUAUUAUGGCAGUGUUCAGAGGCAGAAGAUACAUGGUCCUACAGAUUAUGCACGGUACAGAAAAACUGAAGAUAAUGAUUGGAAGAGGCCAUUGGAUUCUCCCAAAGAUAAUGCUGGAAAGGAAAAAACUAAAGCUGACAUUACAUUUACAAAGAACACUGUGCAACGAGUUCCAAACAUAAGGUCAGAUGGAUAUCUUUUGAAGCAAAGAGUUAGCCCAAGACUUAAAAAUACACCUGCAGAUAAAAGACCAUUUUAUGGUAGAGAUCAAAGGAGGCAGCUGGCUGCUAUUAAAUAUGACCUCCGUGAAAGAAAAAAUAAAAAUGAUAACCAGAUGAGUCUGCUACAUUAUCCUGAUGGUAAUGUUAAUGAGAGAAAAAGUAAAGUUGAUCACUUGAUACAAGAACAUCUACUUGAUUUGACUAGAAAAGAUGCUGAAGAUAGAGGUAGCAAAAGUGAUUUUGUCCUUGGCUUUGCACCUGUUGAGCAUGGUGAUACACCAAUUAUGGAUUUAAAAGAGGGAGCUCAUUUGGAAUGCGCAAGUUGUGAAAGUUUUCUUGCUGACAGUAUGCAUCAAACGUGUAGUGCAAGGGUGAUGGCUGUUUCCCCUUUGAUGUUAAAAUGCAAAGGUAUCAAUAAUUGGGGUCAGAAUUCUAGCAAGAAAGAAACUGAAAAUGACGUAUUUGAUGUUAACAUGAUAAAGAAAAUUGGGCAACAAUUUCAAAAGUUAACUCUUUUAGAGCGAAGAGUUAGUCCAAGACUUAAAAAUAUACCCAAAGAGAAAAGACCAUAUUAUGGCAGUAAUUCGAAGGUGCAGUUAAAUGCUGCUAAAGAUUAUGUCUGCAACAACAAUGAUCAGAAGAGGCAAUUCCAUUGUCCUGAAGAUAACACUAAGAAGAAAAAAACUAAAGUCAAUCACUCAACGCAGCAAAGUCUAUCAAAAGUGGCUGUGAAAAAUACAUAUGAUAGAGAUUCUGAAAGUCUGAUGGCCUCUGGUUUUGGACUUGUUAAAUGCAAAAGUAUGGAAAUAAUGAGUUUAGAAAAUGGUGCUUAUGUGAAAUCAAUGGACCAUAAGAGGUUGUUAUCCAAUCAUAUGCGUCACAAGGCUGGUGCAAAGGAUUGCAUUGAACCGGAGAGUGUGUCUAAAGAUUAUUCUAAAUUGCCAGGCUUGGUGUGUGAGGACAUAUCUUAUGGUGAAGAAGAUAUACCUAUUCCUGUUACAAAUAUGAUUGAUCCUCCUAUUGCUCCUGCAGGGUUUAAAUAUACCAACUCUAUUCACAUUGCAACAAAUGUGAGCAUUCCCCCGAGUCCUUCUGGAUGCAAUUGCAAAGGAAACUGUACUAAUCCAAAGUCUUGUUCCUGUGCUCGACUUAAUGGCUCUGACUUCCCAUAUGUGCGCAAAGAUGGUGGCAGAUUGACUGAACCAAAGGAUGUGGUGUUUGAAUGUGGUCCAGGAUGUGGAUGUGGACCAAAUUGCAUCAACCGUAUAUCACAGCGGGGGUUGAAGUACCGACUUGAGGUAUACCGUACACUGAACAAGGGAUGGGCCGUUAGGUCUUGGGACUUCAUUCCUUCUGGGGCUCCAGUGUGUGAAUACACAGGAAUUCUUAGGAGGAGUGCAGAGUUAGAUAAUGUCUCAGAGAAUGAGUUCAUUUUUCAGAUUGAUUGCUGGCAUACAAUGAAUGGGAUAGGGCGAAGAGAGAGGCGACAAGGUGGUGUGUCUCGUCAUGCACGUAAUCUCAUAAAGAAAUUGGAUAAAGCAGAAACCGAGUCAGAGUUUUGCAUAGAUGGAGUUUCCUGUGGUAAUGUUACCAGAUUUAUUAAUCAUAGCUGUGAGCCUAACCUAUUUGUCCAGUGUAUUUUAAGCUCCCACCAUGACAUUAGACUUGCUCAGAUUGUGCUAUUUGCUGCAGAUGACAUACCUCCUAUGCAGGAACUCGCAUAUGACUAUGGUUUUGAACUUGAUAGUGUUAUUGGUCCUGAUGGGAAAAUAAAAAAAUUGCCAUGCUAUUGCGGUUCAAGUGAAUGUCGGGGGCGAUUAUACUAGGCACAGCAAAAGUUUCUAAAUUCAGGUUAUAUUCCAUUCACAGAGCAGUUUUGUUGAUGAUCUUCUUCUUCUUCUUUUUUUUUUUUUUUCUUUUUCUUUUGGCUCUUGCUGUAGCCUAUAGGGGCGUGCCCCUUGGAAAAGUGGAACUGUACUUCUCUAUUGCAAGUUUGUUCUAUGCAAAUCUUCCAUUCUUCCUGGAUUUUGUACAUGUGAGGGUAUACUUCUUGGCGUCAUUUUUGUCGAGAAGAAUAUUAUCAUGACAUGCAGUGAUCCUGGUUUGUGUGGACCUUAUUUGCUUGAUUUGCUCGGCUGCCUGUCAUUGAUUAAGUGCUUGGUGGUUAUGAAAUGGUUUAUCAUUCUUUGGUGAAUUUCUGAGAAGAUUAUGAAUUCUGUAGAAACUACAAAUUAUAUAAAUUUUGAGACAAAUUACCAUAUCAUGUAUCUUUGGGAAUAAUUUUAUCAACCAGGCAUUGUAACGCAAGAAUCACCUUUCUACC